CUUUGAAACCAAACAUAGGGUUACUGUUUCUCUGUUAUAGUACUUCCUUUCCACUGUGGUUGGGAAUGCUAUCAGAGAGACGACGACAAGAACAACAGCAACAAUCAUGGAGACUCCAAGUCACUGCCAAAGCCAACAACUUCAACUUCCGAUUCAGAUUCGCCGCUGCAACUUACAAACCCACUUGGAAUUUCUCCUUCUUCCGCCUCUCCAUUCUCCUCAAGCUUCCUAAAUUCGCCUUAAAAUUCGCUUCACACCCCACACAACCACCACACCGACCAGGAUUCUUCGCUACCAAAUUCAUGAAAAUUGUCCACAAACUUCGACCCAGAUUGCCCAGAAAGAAGGAAUCAAAUGUUUCGUAUCCAAAACUUAACCAUGUUACUUAUCAGGAGCCACAUCGUGUUGGGUUUUGGGUUACGGGGAUUCUAGCAUGUGUGGGUCGAUCUAUCAGCAAGAGUGGUGAGAGGGGAAUGGUGAUGCUUGGUUCUGUGGGGUAUUUGUUGCUUCUGUUCUGGAAAAUGAAGAUAGUGAAUUUAGUAGCAUUCUUAGUGGUGGUGGGAACGAUAUUUUAUUACUUGUUUUUUAAUUUUGAUUGUAAUUAUUGUUAUUGGGAGUACAUGGGAAGGUCAUGGAAUAAAAUGGUUAAUCUCUGGUAGAUAUGUUUCGUGUUCAUGAGGAAGCUUUUAAGGUUGUCUUCACAGAUCUGAUGUUCUUUUUACAGAAUAUAUGGAAUUCUAACUAUCUCUUUUCCUUGCAAUUUCAAGCUUUUAAGGCAUGUAUUGUUCUUGGUGUAUCUGUUCAUUCUCAACCUAUGUUUUAAGGUUUGUCUCUUUAAAAGACAUAAGAAAGUAAAGAAGAGAAGAGUAUUUCCACUCAUUUUUCAUGAAAAUGUGAUUUAAUUUAAAUGUCAUUUUAGUGAAUAGGUCAUAUCUGCUUCCAUUACUGUAUCUGCUUCUUUCCAUUUUAUCAGCACUUAUCUGUGUAAAAUAUAGCUGAUUAAGCUGUGUUUGUGCAGCUUCCCAAGCAUGCUGAUACUGCUACAUAAGUGUUUGUGGGUUAUAAUUGUUGUUAGUUUAUUGAAAAUUUCGUUUCACAGUAAGAGAAUUGAUAAAUUUUCUAGAUUAAUUGCUUAACAUAAUUAAAUUAUUGAAAUGACAAAGAAAGUUGUUAUAUAUCAGUGAAAGUUGAAAUUUUUCUCAUGAAUG
Vigna radiata var. radiata (mung bean) is the source of this 1208-nucleotide messenger RNA. RefSeq lists its product as uncharacterized. The transcript has 2 exons. The coding region runs from base 66 to 659 and encodes 197 amino acids. Lineage: Eukaryota; Viridiplantae; Streptophyta; Magnoliopsida; Fabales; Fabaceae. The record is from RefSeq and is a predicted model, not a curated record.